AACCAUAGCCCAUUAAUGAGUUUUGGAGCCAGUUUUGUCAGUUUUUUGAAUGCUAUGAUGACAUUUGAAGAAGAGAAAAUGCAGCUGGCAUGUGAUGACUUAAAGGCUACAGAGAAACUCUGUGAAAGUGAAGAAGCUGGAGUUAUAGAAACAAUCAAGAAUAAAAUUAAAAAGAAUGUUGACGGACGAAAAUCUGCUCUAUCCAUGAUAGAUCGUCUACAAAGACAAAUAAUUGUAGCAGACUGUCAAGUCUACUUGGCUGUGCUCUCAUUUGUAAAACAAGAGUUAUCAGCAUACAUAAAAGGUGGGUGGAUACUCCGAAAAGCCUGGAAAAUUUACAAUAAGUGCUAUACGGACAUUAAUACACUUCAGGAAAUAUAUCAGAAGAAAACAACUCGGGAAUCCUUGACUUCUGAUGCUGCAAAUGAUAAUCAUAUUGCUGCAGAAGGUGUAACGGAGGAUUCGCUAAACAGACUGAAAGGUGCUGUUAGCUUUGGAUAUGGACUUUUUCAUCUUUGCAUAUCCAUGGUGCCCCCAAACCUGCUCAAAAUCAUCAACCUGCUGGGUUUUCCUGGAGACCGCCUACAGGGGCUUUCUUCACUGAUGUAUGCAAGUGAAAGUAAGGACAUGAAGGCCCCUUUAGCUACAUUAGCUCUGUUGUGGUAUCACACAGUUGUUCGUCCCUUUUUUGCCCUUGAUGGCAGUGAUAACCAAGCAGGAUUGAAAGAGGCAAAAGAAAUUCUUGCAAAAAAAGAAUCUGCUUAUCCGAAUUCUUCUCUGUUCAUGUUCUUCAAGGGAAGGAUACAGCGAUUAGAGUGUCAAAUCAAUAGUGCCUUGACCUCAUUUCAUACUGCUUUGGAACUUGCAACAGACCAAAGGGAGAUUCAGCAUGUUUGCUUAUAUGAAAUAGGUUGGUGCAGCAUGAUAGAGAUGAAUUUCAAAGAUGCGUUUGAAUCCUUUGAAAGGCUUAAAAAUGAAUCCAGGUGGUCCCAGUGCUACUAUGCUUAUUUAACAGCAGUGUGUCAAGGAGCCACUGGUGAUGUCAAUGGUGCUCAGAAUGUGUUCAAGGAAGUUCAGAAGCUUUUCAAAAGAAAAAACAACCAGAUUGAACAAUUUUCAGUGAAAAAGGCAGAGAGAUUUAGAAAACAAAUGCCGACCAAAGAGCUCUGUGUCCUGGCAUCCAUUGAAGUAUUGUACUUAUGGAAAGCGCUUCCAAACUGUUCCCUCUCGAACUUACAGCAUAUGAGCCAAGCUUGUCAGGAUGUUGAUGAUUCAUCAGCUGUUGGUUUGAGGAAUUUGCUUCUUGGUGCCAUACACAAAUGCUUAGGAAAUUCUGAAGAUGCUGUUCAGUUCUUUCAGCGAGCUGCUAAAGACGAACUGUGCCGUCAAAACAACUUAUAUGUCCAGCCAUAUGCAUGCUACGAACUUGGCUGUCUUCUGUUAGACAACCCAGAGACUGUGCCAAGAGGCAAAACAUUACUUCUCCAAGCCAAGGAGGAAUUUACUGGCUAUGACUUUGAGAACAGAUUGCACGUCCGUAUACACGCAGCCUUAGCCUCUCUACGGGAAGUAGUUCCACAGUGACGGACAGGAAGUCUUGUUAUCCUUUCCCACGGCUUCUGCACUUUAAGAUGAAGCAGAAGAAAAAGCUGUUGGGAAGACCAGCUUUUCUUCUGAAAACCGCUUGUGCCAGAGACGCUUUCCUAGUAUGGUCAGAGUUGGUAUGGCUUAGUAAAACAUUACAAUUUUAACUAAAAAGAAAUCAACCAGGAAGAAGGUUAAGUGACCUUGUGUUUUUAACUCUUCAGUUUUUAUUUUGUUUAAACCAAGCUGAACACAGUUGCUUGUAACUCUGUGGGUGAGCCUAAAUAAGCACACGUGAUUUACUUCAUCAAUAUCGGCAGGUGGGAUCUGUUACCUUUUAAAAUAAAUCUAAAAUAUGCCAAGGGGAGCACUUCUGUUUUGAUUAGAAUAAUACACUAAAAGUAAUUGGUGUAAAUGUUGAAGUGGGGAAUGGCCAGAACACGUGUUUUUUUUCUUCAAGGAUUAGCCAAUACACAGGAGGAGGAAAACUGUUCAGCUACAAAAAGCAGAUCUUACUACAUCGUAGUGGCUUAUGUCAGUGACUUGAUGAUGAUUAAUGUGUGAAUUUUAAACCUCACAGCCGUU
Molecule: messenger RNA, 2169 nt
Organism: Egretta garzetta (little egret)
Lineage: Eukaryota; Metazoa; Chordata; Aves; Pelecaniformes; Ardeidae
Gene: TTC39C
Product: tetratricopeptide repeat domain 39C
Exons: 13
Coding region: 16-1584 (522 amino acids)
Biological process (GO): otolith morphogenesis; cilium assembly
Molecular function (GO): protein binding
Source: RefSeq, a predicted model, not a curated record